This is a messenger RNA of Paramecium primaurelia, 426 nucleotides long. The record is from the annotation of a GenBank genome assembly. NCBI's taxonomy places the organism in Eukaryota, Ciliophora, Oligohymenophorea, Peniculida, Parameciidae.
AUGUCAGAAAGUCAAUUCGAUGGAACUAAAUUUAGGCUAUCGCAACCCGAAUCUUUUAAUAACAAGGUAUAUUUGAAUGAAAAAUAUAAGAACUUGAAACUUCAAGGGUGGUUAAAAAAGAAAAGCCCAGCAAUUUUAAAAGGAUGGUAGAAAAGGUAAAAAGAAUAAAAAUAUUUAGAUUUUUUAUGUUGAUAGAAAAUGAAGGAUAUAAGUUAGUUUAUUUUGAUGAUGAUGUAAGAGUUCAUUUUUAUUCAUUAUUAGAAAACUAAUUCGAAGCCAAAAGGAGCUUUUGAAUUAUCAAAUAAUAUUUUUAUAGAAUAAGCAGGAGAGGAAGAGUUUACUAUUAGAUUUCCNAUUCAUAUAUUAAUUGUAUAAUUUUUUAUAAAUAUUUUUUUAUUAUAUCUAAUAUAUUUUACUUUAUAUUGA